UGGGACGAUACACUUCCGAUUUAUUUUUUGCCUCAGUUAAGAGAUUACCCUUGAAGUAAAUAUUUUCUCGGUGGAUGAUUUCAGACAGUAUUCUUAUUUUUAUUUGUGUCGAAACGCAUCACGUUGCCUACAUCGUUUACAUUUGUCGCGCACAGUCAUCGAUUAACUGCAACGGCAUCCCCUUAAAAGGGCAACGGUUUUUGGGCGUGGACCCCGCAAACACAAGCAAACUGAAUCAUAGUGAAGUGCAAUUUGAUUGACAGCUGUCAGCGUGAUGUCAUUCUCCAAAAACACUCUUCAAAGUCAACGGCGCAGGGAGCUGGACGCCCGCAGGAGUAAGUCGCGCAUACGGCUGGGCUCGUGCCUGCAGAGCUGGGUUCAGCUCAAGGAGGAACUGGGUUUCUCUCUGCACUCAGAGCUCGCCCAGCAUCUGCUGGAGAGCUACUUCUCAAGAAUUUGUAUGAAGUGCUCAGGUAACAAGAAAACAGAUGUUCCAAGACGUUUGUUGACUACAGUGGAGUCUUUGCAGGAACUUAUUUUGUUGGUCCACAACCAUGGACAGAAAUGCCCCCUUCCACCUAUCCUGCACCCCAGUAGUGGCCAUGAAACAGAAAAAAGAGCUGUUGAAUCUGAGUCCAAGAACUCCUAUCAUUUGUCUGAGGUGGACAUACGUCUCAAAUACACUUGUGAUAACGACCAUCAUCUUUUGUGGUCUCCUGCCGGAAGGCAGUCUGAGAUGGAGGAAAUCAAAUCUAAAAAUGAGGGAGAUGGGAAUAGUGGAGAUGUGACCCCCGCUAGUCCAAAAAGACUCCGACAGCGAAGUAGAAAGCAGUUGAUAGAGCCAGUCAUAGUGAGGCAAGAGUUGGUGACUCAAGUUACAACCAGUCAACGACAGGGAGGAACAUCUGGCGUUACCCUAAACGAACUAGAGGAGAAAUCGGAGAAAGUUAAAGCAGGGUCUGAGCUUUGUAGAGAUGACAAGAAUGCAGGUGUUACAGUGACUGAGACUGCACAGGAUGCUGUCCCACAGGAAGGAAGUGAUGUAACAGAUGUCUUUCUGUUUCAUCCAAAGCCUAAGUACAUAUCUCUGCAUGUUUUGUUGUACAGUUUGUUUACUUAUAUAACCAAGUCUCCUAGUGAUGGUGAUGAUGAUGCUGCAGUGCUGAAUUUAACCAAAAGAGGGACCCAGAGGAGAGUAGAUGCCACCAAUAACAUUAAAAUAAAGGCAGGAGUUCUUAAAAACAACAGCCUCCAGUCUUUAAAAGAUGACAUGUCUCAGAUCAGUGGCAGGAAGAAAAGGAAAAUAACACAGAAAGUCAUUUUGCCUUGUGAGUUUGAGGGCUGCGAUAAGAUUUUCUCCAGUCGGCAAUAUCUAAAUCAUCACGUCAAGUACCAGCACCUCCAGCAGAAGACAUUCACCUGUUCGCACCCCACCUGCAACAAGUCAUUUAACUUUAAAAAGCACCUAAAAGAACACGAGAAGCUUCACAGCAAUCAGAGAGACUAUAUCUGUGAGUUCUGUGCCCGGGCGUUUCGAACCAGCAGUAACCUGAUCAUUCAUCGGAGAAUACACACUGGAGAGAAACCACUGCAGUGUGAGGUGUGUGGAUUUACCUGUCGACAAAAAGCCUCUUUAAACUGGCACAUGCGGAAGCAUAAUGCUGAGAGCACUUAUCAGUUCCCCUGUGAGAUCUGUGGUCGUCGCUUUGAAAAAAGAGACAAUGUGACAGCUCACCGCAGCAAGAGCCACCCGGACCAUAAUACACCCAACUUAGAAACGUGCUUGUCUUCAUCAGAUGCUGCUGCCAUAGAUCAAAGUACACUAGUAUAACAUUUGUGCUGUUUUUGAAACAAUAUGUCCAUACUUAUCCUACAAACACAAGUUUACAGUAUUACAACUGAGUAAUUGUCAAUGCUUAAAGCCCCAUGAGACUGACUCUCUAUGGGUUUUUUAACCUGUGUGAUGUGUUGAUGUCAGACAGAGGCUGGACUUCUGUAAAGAUGACCUGAAUUGAAUGUUUGUGGAACCUAAACGUGAAUACACUGUAAAUCUUUAUUUGUACAUUUUGUGAAUAAACGUAAUAUUUAGA
Paramisgurnus dabryanus is the source of this 2090-nucleotide messenger RNA. RefSeq names its product zinc finger protein 692 (gene znf692). The record is from RefSeq and is a predicted model, not a curated record. Gene Ontology annotation, biological process: regulation of transcription by RNA polymerase II. Gene Ontology annotation, molecular function: RNA polymerase II cis-regulatory region sequence-specific DNA binding; DNA-binding transcription factor activity, RNA polymerase II-specific. NCBI's taxonomy places the organism in Eukaryota, Metazoa, Chordata, Actinopteri, Cypriniformes, Cobitidae. Gene Ontology annotation, cellular component: chromatin; PcG protein complex; transcription regulator complex.